AUGGCUUCUGGGCCCAUUGACAAUGAACACACGAUGGAAGUGUCAUACAAGCUCGACAUAGAUAUCUGGAACCACGAUAGAUCAAAACCUUACGAACAAAUUGGAUAUCUCGAUACCCAAGCCGCUGCGAACUUCAUAUCACAGGAAAUGUCAGACUUUCUAGGACAUGAGAGAAUGCAAUACGAUGGACCAGGUUUCUUCGGAGCGGGGAACCCCGAUGUAGUUCCAAUCGGACAAAUCAAUAACGUCUAUUUCACUUGGAAAAAGUCGCCAACCCGAAAGUUGCACCAAGAGACGUUUGUUGUUCUUAAGGAGCUGCCGUAUAAUAUUAUUCUAGGAAUGGCAUUCCUUAAAACCCACAAAGCCUUGUUACUCAAUGCGGCGCUGUUACCCCUAGCUCUAAAACCUGCAUCGAAAAUAGAGAAAAAUAUUAUGCAACAGAGCAGAGAGGCUAACAAGGCUCAACAAGAGGCCGAUGAAGAAGCGGAGAGAGCCAAGGGACGGGAAGAGAGAGAGAGACAGCGACAGAAACAAGCACAGGUGCUUCAAGCUAAGGAUCAGAGCGUUGUCCUUACGAAGUAA
Xylaria bambusicola is the source of this 582-nucleotide messenger RNA. RefSeq lists its product as uncharacterized. Lineage: Eukaryota; Fungi; Ascomycota; Sordariomycetes; Xylariales; Xylariaceae. The transcript has 2 exons. Bases 1 to 582 code for a protein of 193 amino acids. The record is from RefSeq and is a predicted model, not a curated record.